Myxocyprinus asiaticus (Chinese sucker) is the source of this 2412-nucleotide messenger RNA. RefSeq names its product Enah/Vasp-like b (gene evlb). Bases 282 to 1496 code for a protein of 404 amino acids. Gene Ontology annotation, cellular component: cytoskeleton. NCBI's taxonomy places the organism in Eukaryota, Metazoa, Chordata, Actinopteri, Cypriniformes, Catostomidae. The record is from RefSeq and is a predicted model, not a curated record. Gene Ontology annotation, molecular function: profilin binding; actin binding; SH3 domain binding. The transcript is spliced from 13 exons. Gene Ontology annotation, biological process: actin polymerization or depolymerization; protein homotetramerization; positive regulation of actin filament polymerization.
ACACUGAAAGUGUACAUCUAAUGAAGUGGACUUUCGUUGAAAGAUUCCCGCUCGGAUGAGGUGACCGGAAUGCUGCUGUGCUCUUUCAGUCCCUGAUCCGUUAACGGCCGCCACAGGCGAGAGACGAGGAAGAGGAGAGAUAGGGGGAGGGGAGUCUGAGCCGCCCAGAGAUAGAGAGAGAGAGAGAGAGAGAGAGAGAGAGAGAGAGAGAGAGAGUGUUUGAACAGGAAAACCACUGAAGAGAAUUCCAAGCACCUGUUCAUCUGCUAUGAUCCAGAGUCAUGGAUAUUAACCUGCAGUCACACCGAUUCUACUUCCCACAGAUGUACUGUGAGCCCGGCGUUCAGGUCACCGAGGUGAAGAUCAGUGAGCAGAGUAUUUGUCAGGCGCGCGCCUCCGUCAUGGUCUACGAUGACACCAGUAAAAAGUGGGUGCCGAUUAAACCAGGUCAGCAGGGCUUCAGUCGAAUCAACAUCUACCACAACACAACCAAUAACACAUUCCGUGUGGUGGGCGUCAAACUCCAAGACCAACAGGUUGUCAUCAACUACUCCAUAGUGAAGGGACUCAAGUACAACCAGGCGACUCCAACCUUCCACCAGUGGCGUGAUGCGCGGCAGGUGUACGGUCUGAACUUCGCCAGUAAAGAGGAGGCGACUACAUUCUCCAACGCCAUGCUGUUCGCCCUCAAUGUCCUAAGCACACAAGACGGAGGUCCUGCUGUCCAGCGUCAAGUCCAGAAUGGACCCAGCACAGAAGAACUGGAGGUGCAGAGAAGGCAAAUGGAGAUGCAGGCACAUAUUGAGCGGGAGAGACGAUCAUCCAACUCAGGUUCCCCGUUUCAGGGUCACCCAGCCGUUCUGUCAGUAGCUCCACCCACUGUAGUGCCGCCCCCUCUGUCGAUGGGCGGGCCGUGUCCUCCUCCUCCGCCCCCUCCAGGACCGCCGCCUCCCUCAGCUGGAGCUCCGCCCCCUCCUCCUCCUCCUCUGCCUGUGGGGGGGUACGGAGCAGCACAGGACGUUUCUCAAGCGCCCACCGGCCUCGCUGCCAUGAUCGCUGGAGCCAAACUGCGUCGCGUGCAGAGGCCUGAGGAAAACUCUGCGUCUGGUGCCAAAAACGAUGCCAACCGGACGAGUGGAGGCAGUGGAGGACUGAUGGAGGAGAUGAACGCGCUGCUCGCUCGGAGACGGAGAGCAGUAGAUGAAAAGAAAGAUGGAGACGGCCAGAAUGAUGAUCCAAACUCGCCGUCACCCAUGUCCCGUGGUCAGAAUGCGUCAGAUGGUGUGAAGAAGCCGUGGGAUCGAGCAAACUCUGCAGAGAGAUCAGCACUGGUGUCCAGGGUUCGACCGGUGGGAAGCAUCAGUGACUCAGACGCCUUAGACUUUGACAGAAUGAAACAGGAAAUUUUGGAAGAAGUUGUUCGUGAAUUACACAAAAUGAAAGACGAGAUCAUUGAUGCCAUUAGACAUGAACUCAGUAGAAUUAGCACAACAUAAUGUUCAUCCCCUCAUGAUUCAUCAGUACUGAGACCCAAAUGACCUGCAGAACCUGCUGUAGCUCACCAGAGAAGAUGAUGAUCUGAUGAUGUCCAUCAACGUUACUGCCAUAUUAAAGCUGACGGAUGGUUUUGCUCUAACAUGACGGGAACGUUGAGUUUAGAUGCGAUGCGUGAAGAAGGACACUUGCACUGAUUUACUGUAUUCUACUUUACAUUGAUCUUUGGUGACAGUCUACAAAGUCUUUUACAGAAACUGAGAAAACACAGGAGUUUUUCUUUUCAUUUCUGUCUGUAUUAUUAUUAUUAUAAUGUGGUAUUAUUAUUAUUAUUAUUAUUAUUAUAGUAGUAGUGUUUUCAUGUAGGUAGUUUUAGACAUAGAAACUAGGUCAAUAAUAAUAAUAAAAAUAGUAAUUAUAAUAAUAAUAUCAUUGCACAUCAGAGUUAUCCUUUUAUAUUUUUAUUAUUAUUAUUUUUUCUUUGCUUGUGUUAAAAGGUUCAUUAUAAGCACAUUUUCAGUUUAUUUCUCAUCACCUCUCGGUAAGUAGUUUUUUUAAAGAGUUUUUUUUAGCCAUAGAAUAAUUUGUAUUUAAUGACAUAUAUAUUUUUUUCUCAGUUUUAAAUGGAAAAUGCAGCAUAAGAGUUUCCACUGUUAUUACAAUCUAAUGAAAACAACAACAACAACAAAAAAACAUCAGUACACCAGAGUAUUUGUGAUCAUGUUGUUAAUAAAAUGUUUAUUGCCUGCAAGGACAUGGUGAAGUAUUGUUUUGUUUUAUGAUUUCUCUGUUUUGAACAAGUGCUUCCUGGUUUGGAAAUAAAAAUAAAAUAAAUAAAAGUGUGAAGGAUGUCUUGGAUAAAUGAGCUGAUGUUCUUACUUGUGAAAAUAAUGCAAGAUUACAUAUGAUUAAAUUAUU